This is a messenger RNA of Dioscorea cayenensis subsp. rotundata (Guinea yam), 1053 nucleotides long. RefSeq names its product ABSCISIC ACID-INSENSITIVE 5-like protein 2. The record is from RefSeq and is a predicted model, not a curated record. NCBI's taxonomy places the organism in Eukaryota, Viridiplantae, Streptophyta, Magnoliopsida, Dioscoreales, Dioscoreaceae. Bases 130 to 906 code for a protein of 258 amino acids. Gene Ontology annotation, biological process: positive regulation of DNA-templated transcription. Gene Ontology annotation, molecular function: DNA-binding transcription factor activity. The transcript has 4 exons. Gene Ontology annotation, cellular component: nucleus.
UUUUAGAUGACAAGUGUGAAGCUCUUUCUUGAGAUUCUUAUACCAUUUUUCACCACCCUGUAAGUUCAUAGAUCUUGAUGGUCUUUCCUUUUUAUUCAUUUAAGGAAAAGAUCCUUUUUUUGUUGAUUAAUGGUUGUUCAGGCAAUGGCUUCUGGGAGCUUGGCAAGACAAGGCUCUGUUUAUAGCUUGACACUCAGUGAAGUUGAGAACCAUUUAGGAGAACCUUUGCACAGUAUGAACCUUGAUGAACUAUUGAGGAACAUACUCCCUUGUGAUGCAAAUACAUCCUUGUCAAUGAAUAUAGGGAGCAUGAGAUAUAGUUCAAGAGCAGUGUCACAGGAACUUAGCAAGAAGACAGUGGAUGAGGUGUGGAAAGAGAUACAACAGCUGAAAAACAAAGGGAAUGAAGACAGGAAUUCAGUUAAUGCAUUUGGAGAGAUGACAUUAGAGGACUUUUUAAUGGAGGUUGGAGUUGUUUCAGAAAAAAGGAUUGAUGUGUUUGGCAAUGCUAAUGAACAUGUUCAUUGGUUGCAGCAGUAUCAGCAGAUGCCAAGACACAUUUUGGAUAAUUCUGUUUAUGGUGAUACAACUGCGAAUUUGCAGAGAACUUUGGUAGGUACAAUGUCUGAUCCACUUGUGUCGGGAAGGAAGCGAAUGGCCGAUGAAGAUAUGGUGGAAAAGGCGGUGGAUCGAAGACAGAAAAGGAUGAUCAAGAACCGGGAAUCUGCCGCUCGAUCACGAGCUAGAAAACAGGCAUAUACUAAUGAGUUGGAGAACAAGGUUUCUAGAUUGGAAGAAGAGAAUGAGAGGCUGAAGAAGCAGAAGGCAUUGGACAAAAUACUAAGGUCUGCUCCUGAACCUGUGACAAAGAAUCAGCUUCGCAGAACAAUUUCGGCCCCUCUGUGAACAAUUAUAUACUAAUUCCUCUUCUUUUGUGUUUGACCAUUUGGUAGAUCUAUGCAUUUGAGCUCACCGAAUUACUUAUACUGCAAGCUCUUACCUGUCUUCAAUUUAGAGCUUUACAGACAACAGAAUUCUUCGUAUCUGUCCUUC